Epithele typhae is the source of this 2691-nucleotide messenger RNA. RefSeq lists its product as uncharacterized. NCBI's taxonomy places the organism in Eukaryota, Fungi, Basidiomycota, Agaricomycetes, Polyporales, Epitheliaceae. The coding region runs from base 1 to 2691 and encodes 896 amino acids. The transcript is spliced from 3 exons. The record is from RefSeq and is a predicted model, not a curated record.
AUGGUUCCGCAGUCCCCCAGUACGCCUUCGUCCUCCCACGCAUAUCCAUUCCGCACCCCUGCCUCUGCUUUCCACCGGGCCGAGUCCCUGCGUAACACACUCCCGGCUUCUGACGCCCAUGUCGAGAUGAAGGUCUGCAACGUCUUCGCGGCUAUGAAGAAGGAAGGGCUUAACCUUGAGCUCUUUCUUGAUCUCAUUUUCUGGGGUCAUAAUGGCUGCACGAGUAACUCAACUGUGGUUUAUGAGCGAAGCGAGUUCAUGAACAGUCCAACCUUUGCGACGGUCCUGUCUCGUUGGUGGUCUCCUCCUACUAGAGCGGCUGGUCAUCAACCCGCUCUCCAGGCUUUUGCCGUUGAUUCCACCACCUCCUUGCUUAGUCAGGAAAUCACUUCCCUCUCAUCCAUCCUCUCCCCACCCCCUGAUGGUCUCUCCAAGAAGAACCUCACAGACAUCAACCUCCGUGACAUUGGAGAGCAUGUGAAAUCCCGCGACGGUGCUCCACAUCUAUGGCGUCUCCUCGAGAGCCUCGCAUCCACGCCUAGGCAGCAACGAGAGAACAAGGUAAAGGAUCCAUUCCAGGUCGUGCUCAUGAACAUUGUCAUGAUGUCAUACUCCCGCUCGAGUCAUGUCUCACGUGUCAAUCGUUGGUGGUCUGUCUAUCUGAAGCUCUGCGGCCUCAGCGCUCGGGCUUUUGAUGCGCUCCAUGCUCUUGGUAUCACGAUGAGCCACAAGUGGACCGCCAACGCGUUUAUGAAGAUAGCAAAUGCAGCAAAAGCGGAACGAAUGGCUGCAAUCAGCGACAAGCCUUACUUCGCCUCCCACGAUAACCUUAACAUUCCAUUGCGCGUCUUCUCUCAACGUCUCGCCAACAAGAACCACUUCAUCAACGCCACCGCAGCCACUAUCUGGGUACUUCCCAAGUCAGCAUUCGACCAUCUCCCCCCAGACCUUCACAGCCUUAUCCAGACGAAGCGAGCAGAGGGUUACAAAACCCCAUUUAACAUGACCGAGGUUGCUUUAGACAUAUCUGCUGAGGCUGCUUCGCGCCUCGACGCACAGGCCAAAUCACGCAUCCUACGCUUCCUUCUCGAGUCUCCUGCCUUCGUCGACUACCCUCACCGUUCCAAUCCCCUCCUCAUCAACACCAUGAACCCCCCUCCUGUCGAUCUCCUCGCUUGUGGCCAUGAAAAUGCCAUUGAACAACACUUUCUCGAGACAGUGGAAGUGGACGAGUCCAGCUACAAUGGUACCAAACAACUAUUUGAGAAGGAGUUCGCUUCACAGCUUGGUGUCUUCACUGAAGAACACAGACGCAACAUGGGUCGCAACCGCAAGAUUCCUUGGGUUGGUGAUCAACUCUCUGUAGAUCGCACUCGAGGUGUUCAACGCCAUCGGCAUGAUGACGUGAACUCCUUUGAGCGUCUCGACUGGGUUGAAACCCAGUUCGGAUGGUUUCACGCUCUCAUGGCAACAGGAAACUCACUGCACAAGCAGUACCUUGGGACAUCAGCAGGUAUCGGGCUCCGCAAGGCUUUCGACAUCCUCGGUCGAAAGGGUCUAAUCAAGCAGGAAACAAAGGGGGUCUUCUGGCAUCAUCUCGAUGAAGCUCUGUGGCAUAUCGGUGAAGCCAACUUCCUAGCUCUGUGGUGCACAGUUGGUCAGGUUGACAGUCUGGACGAACUGAAGUCGAAGUCACCCCACCAAAUCCUUGAUAAUCUCGACACCAUCCUAUCCCAGCACACCUCAUACACUGCACUCAUUCUCGCCCGAAACCAGCCUGAUAAUCAACGUGAUCUCGUCAAGGAGCAGAUGAUGAUGUUUAGCAUCGACAUUCUCCCCUACUUUGACCUCCGAGAAGCCAUCCGGUGCGGUGAUGUGGGACGGAUGCAAGACCUCCUUCCAACUCUCCUUUUUCGCUUUUCUGGGGGUGGGAACAACAAGUAUGCGGCAGAGAUCUUGGAGCUUCUGCAGAAGAUUCAUUGCGAGUGGCCGGAGCCCUGGAAGAACUAUAUGAUCCGACACUGUUGGCUGAUCAAUCGGACGGGAAAGCGAGAUGGCUUCCUUCCUGUAGACCUAGGCCAAGAGCAAAACAUACGGGACAUCAAGGUUACAUGGCGGUCGUUUGGACCCGGUGCAAACUUUGACUACAUCCAGAAGGUGUCCCCCGCAAUCCCUCUCCUCCGUGCCGUCCGUGACAGUGUCCGAGAUCAGUUCUCAACCAUUCUCGGGAGAGGAACACGACAUGGAACUCCCUCAAAAGAUGCCGAUGUGAAGAAGGUACUUGAUAUGUACCUGAGGUCAAACAUGCACAAGUACCAGGCCGAGCGAAAGAGCAAGGACGAUCCUGCGGCAGACAUAGUCACACGUGGGGCCGACAAAAUGGGAACUGAGUCUACGAUCAAGACAUGGUGGGUUCAUCGGAGCCUCGAGCGGUCUAUCGAAGAGAUCUACGCAGACGAUAUACAGGAUUCCGACGAGGAGAUGGACAACACAGAUGGGGUGGAGACUGCAGACAUGAUGGCGGAGACUGCGGACACGGCGGCAGCAGCGGUGGCAGUGGCGACAACGGAGGAUGCGGAUGCGGACGCAGACGUGGACGCGGACGCGGCAGUGACGGAGGAUGCGGACAAGGCAGUUGAGACUACGGACGCAGCAGCGACGGAGGACGUGGAUAGUAUGGAUAUGGACUAG